GAACAUAAUUCGGUUUCAUUUGCUUAGAAUAUUUUAUGUCAUCAUUAUCGUUUUGUCGAGCAUUUUACAAUUUUCAUAAUUGGUAAAAUACGCGGUAGAUGUGCUUUUUGUCGAUGUAAUUGCGUUGAGACAAAAGACAAAAGCAAGAAGAAAAGUUUGCAAAAAAGCUGCCGCGCAGCAAGCUACUUUUCCUGUUACGUUAGCUGUACAAUGUACAUUAUCGUCGUUAUUUCUUGGUCAGAGAAUACAUUGCGAGACUGUUCAUGGAAUUAAAGCAUUUUCAAAUAAUGAGUUUGGUCUCAACUUCUGUAUCGUUGUACCACGCGACAUAUAAUAGCAAUUGAUCCAUGUUCACUUGAGAGGGGACGCACCUUGUGGGGUUACACUUGGAAAAACGGACAGUGCAUUCUCAUUUCCCUUUCAACUUGAGUACCGAUCACAUGUGCUGAAACUAAUUAUUAUUUUCAUAAAGUUUUCAAAAUCAAAGGCAAAUGACAGUCACAAGUACCAUUAGUUUAGCCGUAAUAAUUUGUCUUCGAUUUUUUGGUUUUUGGCCGGGUGUGCCAUAUUCCACCAUUUAUUGGCUGAGUUUUAUGUUGAGCAUACUGGUUACACAGUACUUCCAAUAUUUAUAUGUAUUUGAUCACCUGAAGGUCAGCGAGUUGUCAAAUCUUGUUGACUGUUUGAUUGUGACUUUAUAUUACAGUUUGACAUUUCUUAAAUUGGCUAAUUUGUGGAUACGUCGUCGAGUCCUUCAUCAAAUUUUAACGGAUAUGGAUGAUGAUUGGCGCAAGUGCGUCAAUGACGAUCAGCAUUUGCAUAUAAUGACGAUCAAAGCUAAUGUGUCGCAUUUCUUUUCUAACGGUUUCUUGAGCUUUACAAUGAUAGCGGCAAUACUUUACAUUUGUGGCGACUACAUAAUUCGUUUUAUAUUUGUAACUGAGCAUUACAAUGAUACUGUACGGCAGCUUCCUAUAAAGAUACAAUUGCCUUUUGAAACUGAACAAUCGCCGAUGUUUGAAUUUCUCGUUAUAGCAAUAACUUUACAUGUAAUGUUACAUGUUUGCAUGAUUAGUAUUCUGAAUGGAUUGAUCUUUACUUUGGUGCUCCAUCUAAGCGGACAAAUUGAUAUAAUAUGUCAAGAAUUCAGAAAUAUUUCCAAGAAUACUCUUGUUCAUAGAUCUUCCAUACAUUCGUUUGGAAUGCUUAUCGAGAGGCAUAACAGAAUUCUUUCAUUUUCUGAGAACAUGGAAAAACUUUUCUCCUUGUUCUCGUUAUUGCAAAUUUUUUGGAAUACAGCAGUUGUUUGCUGUCUUGGAUUUGUCUUCAUAAUUUCUAUUCACAAUGAAACUGGUGUUGUCGCCUUAGUGAAAACCAUGUUUACUUACCUUGCCGUAGCAAUGGAAGUUUUUAUGAUUUGUUUUUCCGGAGAAUAUCUUAGCUCCAAAGGCAAAUCAAUUGCCAGGGCAACAUACGAGAUGCCAUGGUAUGAUAUGCCGUCAAAUCAGAGUAAAAUUUUAAUAUUCAUAAUGAUGAGAUCGCAAAAACGACUGGCAAUCACGGCAGGGAAGAUGAUGGAUAUGUCAUGUGAAACUUUUACAAGUAUUAUGAAAGCGUCAAUAUCAUAUGUAUCGGUUUUGUACGCUAUGUAUUGAAAUCAACAAACACGCAUGAUUUAUUUUCUGAAAUUAUUAAGUAGUUAAUAAGCUGUAAAGUUAAA
Molecule: messenger RNA, 1720 nt
Organism: Temnothorax curvispinosus
Lineage: Eukaryota; Metazoa; Arthropoda; Insecta; Hymenoptera; Formicidae
Product: odorant receptor 22c-like
Exons: 6
Coding region: 492-1655 (387 amino acids)
Biological process (GO): sensory perception of smell; detection of chemical stimulus involved in sensory perception of smell
Cellular component (GO): plasma membrane
Molecular function (GO): odorant binding; olfactory receptor activity
Source: RefSeq, a predicted model, not a curated record